Messenger RNA from Glossina fuscipes, 567 nucleotides. Its product is annotated as protein asunder-like. The coding region runs from base 37 to 492 and encodes 151 amino acids. The record is from RefSeq and is a predicted model, not a curated record. NCBI's taxonomy places the organism in Eukaryota, Metazoa, Arthropoda, Insecta, Diptera, Glossinidae. The transcript has 3 exons.
ACAGAGCAAUAUCGUUUAUUAUGUGCCGAAUUGGAGAUGAUAAUACGUGGUUAUGCCACAAAUUCUCACCAUAAGGUCAUAUUGGAAAAUAUACAAAAUGUGAGAGCGGCAUGCGGAGAUGCCGGUAUUAAGGCAGAGAAUAAAAACAGUCGCGAUUCAUCUGGUAAGAAUAUAAUAAGAGAUUCACCAUUAUCGCCACCACAUUCAAUGGAUAGUAGCUCAAAUAACGCCAGUAGUAUAUUGAAGGCAAACAAACGCAACUUAAUUAAUGCAGGACAGCGAACACUCUUCGAUGUUGUAAUCAACGUCGAGCGAAGUCAAAAUAGCAAAAGGCCCGAGUUUACAGGUCGCUUGUGUACACCAACAGGACAAGUGGCUAAACUUUAUCCGGAUUUCGGUUCUAAAGAAAAAGAAGCUAGCAGUGCCGCCAGUGUCGCCGCGAAAGAUGAAACUUUGCCCAUUAAGACAGAUGGAUCCAAUCUACGUUCAUAAGUUACACUAUGUUGAAAAAACUUUCUAAAAUUGAUAAUAAAGAAAUACAAAGUUGUAUGCACAUAUAUACACAUA